Molecule: messenger RNA, 5632 nt
Organism: Podarcis raffonei (Aeolian wall lizard)
Lineage: Eukaryota; Metazoa; Chordata; Lepidosauria; Squamata; Lacertidae
Gene: EYA1
Product: EYA transcriptional coactivator and phosphatase 1
Exons: 19
Coding region: 667-2523 (618 amino acids)
Biological process (GO): negative regulation of extrinsic apoptotic signaling pathway in absence of ligand; positive regulation of DNA repair; multicellular organism development
Cellular component (GO): nucleus
Molecular function (GO): protein tyrosine phosphatase activity
Source: RefSeq, a predicted model, not a curated record
UUGCAACUUCAAAGUUACAUUUUUGUUGUUUCAGAAGCAUUGUCACAGUGACAUAUGUCUUCUGUUUUUAAAUUUCAGUGAUAUGUCAAAAUUUCAGAUGUAUUUAGGGAGAUUAUCAUUAUAAUAUUCUGUUUGGGGGAUUGAUGCACUAAUUUAAUCUAGUUUUAAUAAUAUGGUUACAUUUUUUAAAGCACAUGGUUUAAAAAAGUGCAUUUAAAUAUUUUAGCAUUUGGAGGUAGCCCUUAUUGAAGAUUGGCAGGGUUUUGUAAAAUACUGAAGUUAAGAAUUGUGGUUUUCUUCAUUUUUUUUUAUUUCCAUUUUUGUCAAUGUUUUAUGUUGAAGACGUUAACUUUGCGGGAAAAAAUGCAGUUUCAGAUAUAAAAAAAUAUGAUUAGAAAGUUCCCAUUGUCUUUACAAUUUCUGGUUUAGAUCACAACUGUGGUUGAAAGUAAGUUACUAACUCACAUGUGAGCUAUAUUUGUUUGAAUAAGCAUAGCAUUUUUUACUUUGAUUUUUUUCUUUCAGCUGGAAGAAAUGUUCUAAAUUAUAGUCAUUUUAUAAGGAUUGCUUCUAGCAAGUGAAAAAAGUCUGGAAAACCAAUAAUUUAGACAAGUGCAAAAAUCCCAAACCAGUUCAGAUGUUGCUGUUUCAUCCAUUUACAGGUCUAUGGAAAUGCAGGAUCUAGCCAGCCCUCAUAGUCGACUAAGUGGUAGUAGUGAAUCUCCCAAUGGUCCAAAACUUGAUAAUUCUCACAUAAAUAAUAAUUCCAUGACACCCAAUGGCACAGAAGGUGACAUGACUCUGCUCAGCACUGCAGACUGGUUGUUAAAUACUAAUACACAGACCACUGCAGGUUUGUGUAGUAACGUUAAAACAGAGCCAAUGAGCAGCAGUGAGAUUGCUACUACAACAGCAGACGGGUCUUUAGACAGUUUUUCAGGAUCAGCAAUUGGAAGCAGUGGCUUCAGCCCAAGACAAACUCACCAGUUUUCCCCACCACAGAUAUACCCGUCCAACAGACCAUACCCGCAUAUUCUUCCUACUCCUUCACAAACGAUGGCUGCAUAUGGGCAGACGCAGUUUACCACAGGGAUGCAACAAGCCACAGGUUAUUCAACGUACCCACAGCCUGGUCAGCCCUAUGGAAUCCCAUCAUAUGGUGCAUUGUGGGCAGGCAUCAAGACAGAAGGCGGAUUAUCACAAACACAGUCACCUGGACAGACAGGCUUUCUGAGCUAUGGUGCAAGUUUUAGCACUCCCCAGCCAGGACAGGCUCCAUACAGUUACCAGAUGCAAGGAAGCAGUUUCACUACAUCAUCUGGAAUAUAUGCUGGAAACAAUUCACUUACAAAUUCUACGGGAUUUAACAGUUCGCAACAGGAGUAUCCUUCUUACCCCAGCUUUGGCCAAGGUCAAUACGCACAGUAUUAUAACAGUUCUCCAUAUCCUUCGCAUUAUAUGACAAGUAGCAACACCAGUCCAACAACCCCUUCUUCCAAUGCUACAUACCAGCUUCAAGAACCACCAUCUGGCAUCACAAGUCAAGCAGUUGCAGAUCCUACAGCAGCAGAGUACAGUACAAUCCACAGCCCAGCAACACCGAUCAAAGAUUCUGAUGCAGAAAGGUUGCGUCGCAGCUCAGAUGGCAAAUCACGUGGUCGAGGCAGAAGGAAUAAUAAUCCUUCACCACCGCCUGACUCCGACCUAGAGAGAGUAUUCAUUUGGGAUUUGGAUGAGACAAUCAUCAUUUUCCAUUCCUUGCUUACAGGAUCCUAUGCUAACAGAUAUGGGAGAGACCCCCCUACUUCUGUUUCCUUGGGACUGAGGAUGGAGGAGAUGAUUUUCAACUUGGCAGACACACAUCUAUUCUUUAAUGAUUUAGAAGAAUGUGACCAAGUUCAUAUCGAUGAUGUUUCAUCAGAUGACAAUGGCCAGGACUUAAGCACCUAUAACUUCGGAACAGAUGGCUUCCCUGCAGCAGCUACCAGCGCUAAUUUAUGCUUAGCAACGGGUGUGCGUGGAGGGGUGGACUGGAUGAGAAAACUGGCCUUUCGAUACAGACGAGUAAAAGAAAUCUACAACACCUACAAAAAUAAUGUUGGAGGUCUUCUGGGUCCAGCAAAGAGAGAAGCAUGGUUGCAGCUUAGAGCAGAAAUUGAAGCUCUUACAGAUUCUUGGUUAACACUUGCACUAAAAGCACUCACACUAAUUCACUCUAGGACAAAUUGUGUGAAUAUUCUAGUGACGACUACUCAGCUUAUUCCAGCUCUUGCAAAAGUCUUGCUAUAUGGCUUAGGUGUAGUAUUUCCAAUAGAAAAUAUUUACAGUGCAACUAAAAUAGGAAAAGAAAGCUGUUUUGAGCGCAUAAUUCAAAGAUUUGGAAGAAAAGUAGUAUAUGUUGUUAUAGGAGAUGGUGUGGAAGAAGAACAAGGAUCAAAGAAGCAUGCCAUGCCAUUCUGGAGGAUCACAAGUCACUCUGACCUUAUGGCCCUUCAUCAUGCCUUGGAACUGGAGUACUUAUAGUAGCACUUUGUAACCCCAGAACUUCCCUGGCGCCCACGGACAGUGUGCCUGCAACUUGUGUCAUUGCUGGGCUACAGAAAUUUGUGAUUUCAUCAUGUUGAUGUACAGCUGCAACUGGUCUCAACCUUUGCCCUAGCAGUAAAUGGAGGAGCAUGUCUCUCGUCUUCAGAAACAGCUGUUGAUUCUAGUACUGUGAAUCUAAUGAAAACAAGCCAUGAUGAGAAUGUUUAACAGUGUGUCCUUAUCACAUUCACCACAUUGAAACGUUCAUACCUGUGAAGAGACUGGGAAGUGCUUUGUGGUUUCUAGAUUCUUCAUUGUGGCGCACAUACACCUUCUUAAAUACAACAAACUUGAUUGCACAACAAAAGACUGAGCUUUUUCUUUUCUUUUUAAGAAUCCCAUGCAUACAUUUCUUGAAAAGGUUUACUUUCCCCCACCCGCACCCCUCUCUUUCUCUCUCCCUCUUUUAGUUUCUCAGACCCAGGGUACUCUGUAAAUCUUUACUUAUUUAUGAACAGACUCUGUUUUGGCACCAUCACCUAAAUGUGGAAAUGUAUGAUAAAUGAAAGGCUGUAAUGAGUGUUUGCCUUCUGAUAACAAAUUGAUUUUGAAUUUUAGCACAUUGCAAAGUAGUUUAAAGUAUGUCUAAUUUAAGCAAAUAGGUACAUCACUGAGACAAUCGUGUACAGGAAGAAUGUUUUGGUGUAAAUUUGUAAUGAAUGGAUGACGUUUUACAUAUUGUUUAGGCAAAUACUAUUGAAAGGUAGUAAUGGCUUUUUGGUGAAAUAUGAGGCAGUGUAUGCACAAACUAUUGUGCUGUGCCUUAUGAAAGUAUUGUGUAUAAAUAUGUAGAUAAUUGAUUUUUUUUUUUUUAGAUCAAUUUGUCAAGACCAAAAGCAUGGAUGUCAAGUGUCAAUAAGGAAUCACUUUUUACUCUUUCUGUUCUUUCUUCAGGUUUUUUCAUUGGCAAAUCUAUAAUAUCUAAACAUACCUCCCCUACUUGCACCAUGCCCAUCAUGGGCUUCUUGUUUACAUUUUGUACUUGCCUAUAAGUGCAAAAUAUAUGGGCCUCACAUCAGGUUAGAAUGGUUUACGUGUUUAAAUUGCCAGUUUUCUUGACAAAAUACCUAUGUUUGAUGAAGGCUUGAUCUGGCUCUGUUUCAGUGUGUUUUGCCAAAAGAAGCAGCAAUUUAAAUACACAUGUGUACUUUCAACUGAUGUCAUUUUUUGCUCAGGUAUUAUACCUGAGUACAAAUAGUAUAGUCUUGAAGUGAUCUCUUUUGUUUAAUUGGCUUUACUGCUAAACACUGAAUGUGGGAGAAGUAAAUAAUUUAUCUAUUGAUUCCCCACUCCCCAAAAAGGUAGAGGACUGGGUUUUUUAAAAGUAUGUCAUGUAACAUAUCUUGACUUAUAGAAAAAUCGGAACAAAGUGUUCAUGCACUGAAAAACUAAAAUUGAAUGCAACCACUUUAUUUUCAAGUGCAAAGGGAGAGGUCUUUCUGAGAUCUAGUGAGUACAUACUAAAUUAACUAUGGUUCAUCAGAAACUUAUUGCCGUCUCAGUCCCUUUCUUCUCAAAAAAGUAAUAAUUUUUUGCUUGAAUAUUUAAAAUGCUUUAAACCUCACACAGAUCUGUUGAAAAACGGGCAGAAUGUAAUGACAGUUCUAGUUUCGCAAUGAGCAGCUGUCAAGCAAACUGAUGUAACACUGUGAUAACCUAGUAAAAUAUCAGGUGGAUGGGGCAAAGCAUGGCUGUGAGUCUUGGUUUGCAUUAGCUGUUGAAACAGUUCAUGCCCCCAGCCUCUCCUACCUUUAUUGUGAGAGUACCCCCCCCAAAAAAAGUGGCUUACAGUAAGUAUUGAAAUUAUUAUGCAGCUCAAAAAUAAACACUGAUUUUGUAAAACCUUCAAACUUUAAGGAUUUUGGCACACAAUUCUUUUACCUUUAGGCCCACAGUAUGAAAUUAGAAACUGGCAAAUGUCCGGUGCAUCCUUAAUUUUAACCAGGAACCAGAUUUUUCUAUUGGUCCAUUGCCGGCAAUGGGCAUAGUAAAAAUAGUCAUUGCCAAUUUUGUUAAGACUGUUUGUAACUAGCUUCUAUUACAUUUGAACUGUUCCCAUCUUCUGUAACAUAUGAAGAUCAUGAACAAUCUAGUCAGUUUCUUUAAAUAUUAUCAAUGUGAUUCUCUUCACCAUGGUUAACAUCCUCUUCCCUCCCCACAGAGAAUUCCUCCCUCCUGCUGGUAACUGGGGUAAGGUAAUACAUUAGCAUCAAUGUCAUUAUGGUUAGGGGUAACCAGUUUCCUCAGUUGGGUUUACUGGGCUGCAAUCCUACACUCUUACCAGGGAGGAAGCCCAAUUGAACCCAGUGGGAUUUAUUUCUGAGUACAUGCACAGGAUUCUAUUAAGGUGGCAAUGUGAGAUUUGCAGAUCAGAGGGUUGGGAGAAGGGAGUACCUGAUCCUACAACCUGCCCCUAAUCUUGUAAAUGUGGUUAAGGGAAGGCCUUUGAUACAGCUGCAUGUGGUUAAAUGGCUCCCCCCCUUUUUUUUUGCCUAAACCUUGGUAGUUUUUUUUCAUUGGUGUCUUUGUUAGACUUCAGCAGCAGUUAUUUUAGUCUUUUCUUAAAGUUCUUGUUUUUUGCAACAUAAACCAGCUUUUAAGCCAGCUACAAGCAAACAUAGUAACUGUGAGGUAAACACCCUAUUUUUGUGGAAGAUGCAUACUGCUGCUACACUUUAUAAUUAUGUUAUGGAUUGUUUCAAAUUGUUUGAUUUUAAAUAUGCCCCCCCCCCAGCCUUCAAUAACUUUAUGUACCAAGAGCAAUGCAAUUCAGGGACUACUCACAGUCUGUAAAGUUUAGCACAUAUACACAAAUCUUUUAAUGACAGGGGCUGUAAUUAGUAUGUUCCCCUUUUUUUGCUUUAAGCAAAAUAGAGAUGAACUUCCCCCCCUUUGUUUCAAUUUUUUGUAGUCAACAUGCUGACUAAAAAAAAGUUUGUCUGGGCCUUAUUGUACAAAAAGUGUGUUGUGUCCACAACUGUGUACAGAAAUUUUCCUUCCUUCAUUUUGUGUUUAAAUUAAUAAAAUUGAUUUGUGACAUAUUAAA